AUGUUUCCGUUGCUGCUUGCAGCAUAAGAAACGGAAACUUGCGAUUAAGUUCUUUCAUAAUACAGCUCAAUAUACCUGAUGCGUAUACGGCCGGUAUACCUGACGAACGACCCAUCUCCCAAACAAGAGCGACCAUUGUUGCUGGAAGCAGCUAACAAUUGAUCGCGGAUAUAUCCAUCGGAAUUGCCUGCGCCGGCGCCGGCGCCGAUGUCGUCCUCUUCAAGGUGGACGUUUGCCCCGCCGUGUCACCAACCAACCAGCUUGUCAGCACAAUGGAACAAUGCCAGCGACGUCACCAAGGCUGUUAUCUUGUCCGGAGCGACGGCGACCGUAGCGCUGGCGUCGAUGAUCCUGUGUGAUGUGGCGUGGAGGAAAUAUGACCGGCGCCGGCGGCGCAAGGCAAGCCUCACGACGUUCGGACGGGAUAUGACGGCCACUGCCGGCGAGGGCGACCCAGUGGUCGGCCGUGACGACGAGAUCGACCGCGUCGUCCGCAUCCUCUGCCGCAGGACCAAGAACUGCGCCGCGCUCGUCGGAGCAGCGGGCGUCGGUAAGACGGCCAUCGCCGAGGGUCUCGCUCAGCGUGUUGCCGCCGGUAAGGUUCCUGCGCCGCUUGUCGGAGCGCGGGUCAUAGAGCUUAACGUCGCUGGCUUGGUAGCGGGGACCGUCUGGCGCGGCAUGUUCGAGGAGCGCAUGAAGAACGUGAUACAGCAGGCGGAGGAAGCCAAAGGCAAGGUGAUACUGUUCAUCAACGAGAUGCACAUGCUUCUCGGUGCCGGCAGGUGCGAGGGCGGCCGCGUUGAUGCCGCCAACAUGCUGAAGCCGGCGCUGGCCCGUGGGCGCAUCCGCUGCGUCGGCGCCACCACGUUAGACGAGUACAGCCAGCACAUCGACAAGGAUGCCGCGCUCGAGCGUCGGUUCCAGAAGGUGCAUGUGGAUGAGCCGAGCGAGCAGGCGACCGUUGGCAUCCUCAGGGGUCUAAAGAAGCGUUUCGAAGAGCACCAUGGCAUCAAAAUUCAGGAUGCUGCAGUUGUUGCUGCGGCGCAGCUCGCUGGCCGCUAUGUCACCGGCCGACAAUUUCCUGAUAAGGCAAUUGAUCUAAUUGAUGAAGCUUGCACAACAACGAAAGGAGGACAAGCAAUUGUUAGCCCGGAUCAUGUCGCAGAGGUCGUGAGCCGAUGGACUGGAAUUCCUGUCGCGGCACUUGAUUCGGAUGAGACGGAAAAGCUAAUCCAUCUUGCAGAUAGAUUGCACGAACGAGUUGUUGGUCAGAAUCAAGCUGUCAAAUUAGUUGUGCAAGCAGUGUUACGUUCGAGGGCAGGUCUUGAUCCACCUGGACAACCAAUAGGUUCUUUCCUUUUCUUGGGCUCGACCGGGGUUGGAAAGACAGAGCUUGCAAAAGCUCUAGCCGAACAGUUGUUUGACAAUGAAAAGAUGUUGCUUCGAUUUGAUAUGUCGGAAUACGUCAAUUCUGGAUCUGUGAUGCGCCUCAUUGGAGCACCCCCAAGUUAUCAUGGUUACCAUGAUGGUGGACAAUUGACUGAGAAAGUCCGGAGCCGUCCAUACUGUGUCAUCCUCUUUGAUGAAGUGGAGAAGGCCGAUCCCUCGGUAUUAAAUGUAUUUCUUCAGCUACUUGAUGAUGGUGUCUUGACUGAUGGCAAAGGUCGUAAGGUAGAUUUCAAGAACACGGUCAUCAUUAUGACCUCAAAUCUAGGUGCAGAGCACCAAAUUGCAGGAAUUCGGGGUGAAAACACAAUGAAAGAUGCACGAGACCUUCUAAUGAAAAAGGUACAUCAAUAUUUCAAGCCAGAGCUUCUGAACAGGUUAAGCCAGAUUGUUGUGUUUGACCCACUUUCGCAUGAUCAACUAAUGGAGGUUGUGAAAAUCCAAAUGAAGAGCGCCACCACCAGAGUAGCAAAAAAGGGCAUAUCUUUAUCUGUGAGUGACGGCGCAUUGGACGUCAUUUUGUCGGAGUCAUACAACCCAAUGUAUGGUGCAAGGCCCAUAAGAAGCUGGGUACAGAAUAAUGUGAUGACGGUGAUCUCGGAGAUGCUUGUCAAAAAGGAAGCUAGCAAGGGCUCGACAAUCUUCAUCGAUGUUGCAGACAACAAGAAGGGCCUGAAGUAUGAUGUGGUGAAUGAGGAGGUAGCCGAUGCACGUGAGGUGUCAACUCCCACGGUGAUGAUUUGAUCGUCGAUAGUCCCGCGGUGAUAACGUCCACAACUCCAGCGCUUUACAGAAGAUUGUAUUCUCGUUUCGGUUUUGCUCUGAAAUAGUAGGUUCUUCUCUGAAAUAGUAGUUCCUUGUUGCUCCCUGUGACUUACUUAGUUGGAGAAGUCGAUUACCAUUA
Molecule: messenger RNA, 2350 nt
Organism: Triticum aestivum (bread wheat)
Lineage: Eukaryota; Viridiplantae; Streptophyta; Magnoliopsida; Poales; Poaceae
Product: chaperone protein ClpB1-like
Exons: 5
Coding region: 208-2190 (660 amino acids)
Biological process (GO): cellular response to heat
Cellular component (GO): cytoplasm
Molecular function (GO): ATP hydrolysis activity; ATP binding
Source: RefSeq, a predicted model, not a curated record